Messenger RNA from Drosophila rhopaloa, 264 nucleotides. RefSeq lists its product as uncharacterized. The transcript has a single exon. Lineage: Eukaryota; Metazoa; Arthropoda; Insecta; Diptera; Drosophilidae. The annotation marks the transcript as partial. The record is from RefSeq and is a predicted model, not a curated record.
UUAACCACAUUGCUGCCCACCAAUCGACCGACAACCAGGAUUCAAACGGCCGCCGACAUGCGCUAUCUGCACGACUUGAACGUCCAAAUAUCGCAGAACCGGCGAUCCGUCUCCGUUUCCAAGCAAAUGGACCGGGAUCUGUGCAACCAGCACUUCGACACAUUCGAAACCUUUUGGGGACGGCCAGGACAUGGAGCCCGGGGCGACAAGACCAACAAAUUGAAACUGGACAAUCUGCUGUACGGCGCCAGCGAGUCGGCCUAA